UUCCCCAGGCAAAGUGAAAUCAAGCCGCGGACUCGGACAAAAUAUAGUCCCCGUUUUUCAACUUAAAAUUACCGAAAGAAAAGCUAACCCGCUCCCCCGUCGGACCCCUCGACGUUCGGCCGUUAAUCUGGACAGGACCCGUCCGGGGCCUGAGCUCUUUCUGCCGGGUUUGGAGCACUUUUGAAGACGGGCGGAAAGUGGGUGAUGAGUCCUAGCCUGUAAAAAGAAGCGAGAACUUGCUUUUGCAGCCUGAGUAGUUCUUCUUUCAAUUGUUAUUGUCGCUUUAAAAAAUCUUUUAUUCACUUAAAACUUCGUCUCGGUCGCGUCGAAAGUGGGAGAAAAGUGCUUUUCUGGUCGGAACAUGGAACUACAAGGCCUGCAAGAGGCGUUGAAAGUAGAAAUCCAAUGUCAUCAGGAUGGAGAGCUUAAGAGACAGCUACACGACAGGAGAAUAACAGCCCUGAGCGAUAAACAAAACCAGACGUUGUGCAAAGGCCUCAACGAACUUCAGAACGGACAGAAGCUGGCGGUCAGAAGUUGUCCUGUAGCGUCGACUAAGCCGCUGUCUCUCAUCAAGCCUCCCAGCCAGGGCAUCGCCAUCUCCGUGGUGCCGGCCAAAGCUCCCGUUUCCAUGGUGACCGCACACAUUAACGGACAGAAGGCGGCGAGCUCGGAGUCGCUGCAGACGUCCCCCAUCAACCUCCAGACGGGCGGCAGGGUGGCGGCCACCGGCGUCCACCCGUUCAGCAGCAGGAGAGCCGGAGAGCUGUCUCCCUCACAGAUGCUGGGAACUCUCACUGCUGUGCCCAUCAAGGUGCCUCAAGUCAGCUCCCUGCACCGGCUGGCAGGACAAGCAGCCACUGUGCUACCUCAGGUCAGGCCAAAGACCCAGAUCCCCGACAGCCUCCCCCACAGUCCGUGUCAGGAGCUGCAGCCUCUCGGCCUGCCGAGGGCCACGGCCGUGGUCAGUCCGAAGAGCCAGGGCGCCACGCUGCCCACCGCCAACAGCACCUUCAGCCCCGAGCGCCAGAGCGACACCUCGCCGCCCCCGGCACCGCCACACGCCCCGUCGGGGGGCCCAGACUCAGGCAGCCCCGUCCAGCACGCCUCCGCGGGGCCCGGCGUGGCGUACGCCAUCAUCGCCACCUCUCCCGCCACCAGCAACGGGGUGUCCUCCGUCAGCGAGGCCGUCAAGGUGCAGCCACUGCUCUUCAGCGCUGAUAACAAGGUGAUAAUAAUCCAGCCGCAGGCCCCCAGCAGCACUGAGGGGUCCCCGGUGGCCCAGGCAGACCUCCCGUCACAGGAGGCCCCACCCGCCCCGAAAUCCCCCACCCAGAAGAAAGACGAAGACCCAGAGAAAAUUGCCUUCAUGGUCGCCCUCGGCCUCGUAACCACAGAACACCUGGAAGAAAUCCAGACGAAGAGACAGGAGAGGAAGAGACGAAGCACAGCCAACCCGGCCUACAGCGGCCUCUUUGAACCAGAGCGUAAACGUCUGGCGUCACAUUACCUGAACAGCUCGCUCUUCCUGUCAGCGCGAGACUCUGAGGAUUUCAGCUGGAAGGAGGACCUGGAGCAUGACGAGCACUGCGCCGUCUGUAAGGAGGACGGCGAGCUGCAGCCGUGCCACAACUGCCCCCGAGCCUUCCACCCCAACUGCCUCCACCCGCCGCUCAAAACCCCCCCCAGGGGACCCUGGUACUGCCCCAAGUGCCAGAAGAAGGUGCUGAACAAAGAAAACAUGUCGUGGCCACAGAACUUUGUUCAGUCCUACGUUACACACAAGACGGUGAGGCAGGAGGAGAAGCGACGGCUGCUCAGACGAAACACGGAGCUGAAGAAAGAGUGCGCUCACCUGGAAGAACAAGACGAGAAGCUCAACGAAGCGCUCAAACAGUGUAUGGACGUGAGGGAGAGACUGCUGGGCCAGCAGAGAGACACUCAGGCCUCGCUCGAACGCCUCAAAGCUCUCAUCAGGGCUGCUCCUAUCCCUUUUCUACCACACAAAACCUUCAAAAGGACUUCUACCUAA
Messenger RNA from Sander lucioperca (pikeperch), 2032 nucleotides. RefSeq names its product PHD finger protein 21B (gene phf21b). NCBI's taxonomy places the organism in Eukaryota, Metazoa, Chordata, Actinopteri, Perciformes, Percidae. The transcript has 15 exons. The record is from RefSeq and is a predicted model, not a curated record. The coding region runs from base 362 to 2032 and encodes 556 amino acids.